AUGUCAAAUCAGCCUAGCAAGCCGAUGUUACCAGCAACAAGAGAGGAGAACACGAAUAGAGAGGCCCUGGCGACGCUUGUAAUGCAGAAAGCUACUCUCCGCGCUGAGACCGAGGAGUGGAUUGACCUGCUAUGCGAGCUGCAUUCUGGACCUUCGAUCGCACCUACAAACCCGCCCUCCCACGCCCAGCGAUGUAACCACUGCGGCUUCUAUCUAAUAGGAUAUCAUUUACUGCAUAAAACUAUGAGGGGGCCCGACUUUGUGCGAUUGGACGGAUGCCUAUUCGGCUCCGGGGCAUGGCAGAGUCCUAGAUCUGGAUUAGGGGUUGGUUCUACAUCUACUACUGUUCCUCCCCCUGCUUCUGGUGCUGAGGGAAGUGGCUGGGAUGGAGAAAACGGUAGUAGUAUAAUAGAUGGAACCAAUAUCGGUACCAGUAAUGAGGCACCAAAUUGCACGGACCAACUGCAGCGACGUCAUAUUAUUUCCAGCAAGUUAGGUUUAGAGUGA
Aspergillus versicolor CBS 583.65 is the source of this 507-nucleotide messenger RNA. RefSeq lists its product as uncharacterized. Lineage: Eukaryota; Fungi; Ascomycota; Eurotiomycetes; Eurotiales; Aspergillaceae. The record is from RefSeq and is a predicted model, not a curated record. The coding region runs from base 1 to 507 and encodes 168 amino acids. The transcript is spliced from 3 exons.